Messenger RNA from Caenorhabditis remanei, 2094 nucleotides. RefSeq lists its product as uncharacterized. The transcript is spliced from 9 exons. The coding region runs from base 1 to 2094 and encodes 697 amino acids. Gene Ontology annotation, molecular function: microtubule binding; ATP binding; microtubule motor activity. NCBI's taxonomy places the organism in Eukaryota, Metazoa, Nematoda, Chromadorea, Rhabditida, Rhabditidae. The record is from RefSeq and is a predicted model, not a curated record. Gene Ontology annotation, biological process: microtubule-based movement.
AUGGCAGAAAGUGUCAGAGUUGCCGUAAGAUGUCGGCCGUUCAAUCAAAGAGAAAAAGAUCUGAAUACAAAACUCUGCGUCGGGAUUACUCCAAACAUCGGACAAGUGAAUCUGAUAGCAGACGAUGGAACACCAAAAGACUUCACAUUUGAUGGAUCCUAUUUCAUGGAUUCAACUGGAGAGCAGAUUUAUAAUGAUAUCGUUUUUCCGUUGGUUGAGAACGUGAUAGAAGGCUACAAUGGAACUGUGUUCGCUUAUGGACAAACUGGUUCUGGAAAGACGUUUUCAAUGCAGGGUGUGGAAAGUAUUCCAGCUCAACGAGGUGUCAUUCCCAGGGCUUUUGACCACAUAUUCACAGCAACAGCGACAACGGAAAAUGUGAAAUUUCUAGUGCAUUGCAGUUAUCUAGAGAUUUACAAUGAAGAAGUUCGAGACUUGUUAGGCGCAGACAACAAACAAAAACUGGAAAUCAAAGAGCAACCCGAUCGAGGUGUCUAUGUGGCAGGGCUCUCAAUGCAUGUCUGUCAUGAUGUACCAGCUUGUAAGGAGUUGAUGACAAGAGGAUUCAAUAACAGACAUGUUGGGGCGACUCUGAUGAAUAAGGACUCCUCUCGGAGUCAUUCCAUAUUCACUGUCUAUGUAGAAGGCAUGACGGAAUCUGGAUCAAUACGAAUGGGAAAACUAAAUCUAGUGGACUUGGCUGGAAGUGAGAGGCAGAGUAAGACAGGAGCCACUGGAGAUCGGUUGAAGGAAGCGACGAAAAUUAAUUUGUCACUGUCGGCACUGGGAAAUGUGAUAUCAGCUUUGGUAGAUGGAAAGUCAAAGCAUAUUCCGUACAGAGACAGUAAGCUGACCAGGUUGCUGCAAGACUCUCUGGGAGGUAACACAAAAACUAUCAUGAUAGCUUGUGUGUCCCCAUCCAGUGAUAAUUAUGAUGAAACUCUUUCUACUCUUCGAUAUGCGAAUCGUGCGAAGAAUAUCAAGAAUAAACCAACGAUCAACGAAGAUCCGAAGGAUGCAUUGCUUCGAGAAUAUCAAGAAGAAAUCGCCCGACUCAAAGCAAUGGUCCAACCUGGAGCCGCUGGUCCAGCUGUUCCUGACGCCUCUUUAAUUGAAGAAGAACGAAAGAAAUUAAGAGAAGAAUUCGAACAAGCAAUGACUGAUUUGAGAGGAGAAUACGAGAGAGAACAGACUAGUAAAGCAGAAUUGCAGAAAGAUUUAGAGGAGUUGAAAGCGGAAUAUGAGAGGGCUAAUGCUAAUUUGGAUAACUUGAAUCCGGAAGAAGCGGCAAAGAAGAUACAACAGCUACAGGAUCAGUUCAUUGGUGGAGAGGAGGCAGGGAAUACUCAAUUGAAACAAAAAAGGAUGAAACAGUUGAAGGAAGCGGAGACUAAGACUCAAAAGUUGGCAGCUGCUUUGAAUGUUCAUAAGGAUGAUCCAUUGUUACAAGUCUACAGUACAACCCAAGAGAAGUUGGAUGCAGUCACGUCGCAGCUUGAGAAAGAGGUCAAGAAGUCUAAAGGCUACGAAAGGGAAAUUGAAGACCUUCAUGGAGAAUUCGAACUGGACCGUCUUGACUACUUGGACACUAUCCGAAAACAAGAUCAACAGUUGAAGCUUUUGAUGCAAAUUAUGGAUAAGAUUCAGCCCAUCAUUAAAAAAGAUACAAACUACAGUAAUAUCGAUCGGAUAAAGAAAGAAGCGAUAUGGAAUGAAGACGAGAGUCGAUGGAUUCUACCAGAGAUGUCAAUGAAUAGAAUGAUCCUUCCGCUGGCUAAUAAUGGAUACAUGUCCGAGCCGGUCAAGCAGGAGCACACUCUACUCCGAUCGAAUUUCGAUGACAAAUUGAGAGAACGAUUGGCAAAAAGUGACUCGGAGAACUUGGCGAAUAGCUAUUUCAAACCAGUGAAACAGAUCAAUGUAAUCAAUAAAUACAAGAGUGAUCAGAAGCUAUCAACUGCAAAAUCGUUAUUCCCCACGAAGACACCCACAUUUGAUGGUCUUGCCAGUGGAGUCAUUUACACGGAUGCUCUUUUCGAAAGAGCUCAAUCUGCAAAGAGGCCGGCACGAUUGGCUUCUUUGAAUCCGAAAUGA